This is a messenger RNA of Grammomys surdaster, 678 nucleotides long. RefSeq names its product acyl-coenzyme A thioesterase 6-like. The transcript has 3 exons. Bases 1 to 678 code for a protein of 225 amino acids. Gene Ontology annotation, biological process: fatty acid metabolic process; acyl-CoA metabolic process. Gene Ontology annotation, molecular function: fatty acyl-CoA hydrolase activity. The record is from RefSeq and is a predicted model, not a curated record. Lineage: Eukaryota; Metazoa; Chordata; Mammalia; Rodentia; Muridae.
AUGUGGGGAGGUAAGGUCCAGUUCCCUGGGGUCAUUGAUUUGGAUGGGAGUGUCGGUGGCUUAUGUGAAUACAGAGGCAGCCUCCUGGCUGGGCAUGGUUUCGCUGUGCUUGCUCUGGCUUAUUUCCGAUUUGAAGACCUCCCUGAAUAUUUGAGCGAUGUAUGCCUGGAGUACUUUGAAGAAGCCUUGGCCUUUAUGCUACACCAUCCCCAGGUGAAAGGCCCAAAUAUUGGGCUUCUUGGUGUCUCCAAAGGUGGUGAUCUGUGCCUCUCAAUGGCUGCUUUCCUGAAGGACAACAUCACAGCCACUGUCCUUAUAAAUGCCUGUGUGGCCAACACAUUAGUCCCUCUGUAUUACAAGGAUCUGUUUGUUCCUAGUCUUGGGUAUGACCAAACCAAAAUGAAGAUCAUGGAGUCAGGCCUUUUGGAUUUGAGGGAUAUUUGGAACAAUCCACUGGAGGAACCCAACCACCAAAGUCUUAUUCCGUUGGAAAAGGCCCAGGGGCUGUUCCUGUUUAUUGUAGGCAUGGACGAUCAUAACUGGAAGAGUGACCUCUAUGCUUGUAUAGCCUGUGGACAUCUACAGGCCCAUGGAAAAGACAGACCCCAGAUAAUCUACUAUCCGGAAACUGGUCUUUGUAUUGAUCCACCCUAUUUUCCUCCUCCUAUAGCCUGCUGA